AUGAUUUAGGAUUCUUAAAGUAUAAGCCUUGAGAAUGAGAAUUAAACAUAAGGUAAUAAAUAAUAAUUUAUAAUAAAAGAAUCAAAAUAACAAUUUGAAGAAAUAAAGGAAGGAACAGAAUAUCUUAUAGGAAAUCCAUAUAGAACUAAUUAUAAUGUUGAUUAUUUUGAUAAUGGAAAUAUUAUGUAUAUUAAAGAUGGAGAGAUUAUUAAAAGGUGAGGUCUUUAUAAAUACAUUAUUAGGGAUAGAAUAUGUGAUCAAUCAAGGAAUUCUGAGAUAUACACUAAUCUUGAGUAAAUUAAAUAUUUAGUUUGGAAUGGGGAAUAUAAUUAGAAAAAUCAAAGAAUCGGUAAAUGGAAAGCCUUUUGGAAAAAUGAAAUAUUAAAUGCAGGUGGAGAAUUUGAUGAAAAUGGAAAGAAAGUAGGAAAUUGGAUUGAAUUAUUUGAAAACUUUUGUGAGUAUAUUUAUUAUUUAAGAUAGAAAUGCUGAAAUCACAAAUGUUGGCGAGUAUAAGGAUGGGAAGAAAAGUGGAAAGUGGAACUUAUUUUUUAAAGAUAAAUUAAUGUAAUUAACACUUUCUUAUUAUAUUUAAGAGGUGGAGGAAAUUAUGAUGAAAGUGGAAAAAAAACUGGAUAGUGGAUUGAAUUGCAUACUAAUUUUAAUUGGUAUGUUAAAAGAAUUGUUUUAUUAUUAUAGUUUAUGCUAAGUAACAUAUUUAGGAGAAUAUGAAAAUGGGAGCAAAUAAGGAAAAUGGAUUGCAAGAUUCAAAAAUCAAGAAAUGUAAAUUUAAAUAUAGAACUUAGUGGAGGAGGACAAUAUAAUGGGAAAGGAAUUAAAAUUGGAAAAUGGAUAGAAAUAAGUAACAAUUUUUAAUAGUUAUUAAUAGAUAUAGAUUUAUCAUUAGAGAAUCUUAAAUUCUAAAUGUUGGAGAAUACAACUAAGGAGUAAAAUUUAGUAGAUGGGAUAUAUUAUUUAGAGAAGCAUAAACUGAAGAAUUUACAAAAAUGUAUACAAUUUAUAUUAUUUUUUAAGAGGAGGAGGAAUGUAUAAUGAAGAAGGAAUUUAGGAUGGAGAAUGGAUAGAAUUACAAGAAAAUUACUAAAAGUAUUUGAAAAUACUGAUUUUUUAAGCGAUUGCAAGAUAAUUUUAGUUGGAUAAUACUCAAGUGGAAAAAAAAUAGGAAGAUGGAACGCUUUUUAUUUAGAGAAUAUUAUGUAAUAAUUCAAAUCACAUUAAAUAAGAGCUGGAGGAGAAUAUAAUUAAAAUGGUUUGAAAACUGGUGAAUGGAUCGAACUAAAUAACAAUUUCUAUAAGUAUAAUAUUCCUUAAUUUAUUCAUAGUUACAGUUAAACCAUUUUUAAGGGUUAAUAUAAUAAUGGAAAAAAAUAAGAAAGAUGGGAUGUAUUUUGUAGAUAUGAUCAAGAAAAAUAAUUUGAAUAAAUGUAAUUAAAUAAAUGUUAUAAAAAAUAGAGGAGGAGGUAAUUAUGAUUAAAAUGGAAUAAAAAUUGGCUUAUGGAUUGAGCCUAUAGAUCAUAUUUGGAAGUAUUUAAAAUAAGAAAUAUCAACUUAGCUUGUCCUAAAUAAUUUAAAGAGGAUAAUAUCAAAAUAAUUAAAAGAAAUAUGGAAAAUGGGAAACUUUAUAUAAAGAAGAAAAUUCACAGUAAUUUUAAAUCAUGUAAUUAGUCAUUAAUUAUAUUUAGAGCAGGUGGAAAUUAUGAUGAGAAAGGUUUAAAAACUGGAGAAUGGGCUGAGGUGGAUUAGAGAUUCUCUUAGUAUCAAAAUACUUUAUUGUUAGUUCUUGCUAAGUCAUUUAAAGAGGUUAAUAUUUUUAAGGAAAAAAGGUUGGAAGAUGGAAUUCACAUUUCUGGGAGAAAAUUAUGUGAUUAACAUUUCUUAUAUUUAGAGGAGGAGGAUUAUAUGAUGACCAUGGUUAAAAAAAUGGAUAAUGGAUUGAUCUAGAUGAAAAUUUCUCAUAGUAAAUCUUAUUAUAAACUUAUUAAAGUAUUAGGUAAUUAGUGUUUGUUGGUGAUUACAAAAAUGGAUUUAGAAUUGGCUAAUUUAAAGAAAAUAAUUUAUAAUGAG
Paramecium sonneborni is the source of this 2082-nucleotide messenger RNA. NCBI's taxonomy places the organism in Eukaryota, Ciliophora, Oligohymenophorea, Peniculida, Parameciidae. The record is from the annotation of a GenBank genome assembly.